Cladocopium goreaui is the source of this 2235-nucleotide messenger RNA. NCBI's taxonomy places the organism in Eukaryota, Dinophyceae, Suessiales, Symbiodiniaceae. The record is from the annotation of a GenBank genome assembly.
AUGGACUCGACGGAAGCUACCGAGAGCCCACGGACUGACAGAGAUGAGCAGCCGGCUUUAACAGUGGUCGUUUGUCUCUUGAGCGGUGAGCAGCUGGCUGAAUUCGUUUUGCCCCGAUGCUCGACCGUUCACGAUGUGAAAAUGCGUUUGCGAGACAAGGAGGGGAUACCCAUCAGAAAGCAGCAGUUGGUCAACGGCUGCGACAUCCUUCCUGAGACGGUUUGCCUGGCCGAGCUGUGUUCUACGGACUUCCUGGAGGUGCGCCUCGUUCGGAAAGAGGCGAUCAACUUUCACUGGCAGGCGACGUCAAUGAAUGCUGAUCGCAUCUCGAGCCCCGAGUGGUGCCUGGACAGUAGCGAGGCAGUGUCAAGUCGACGCUGUGCCCUCAGCUUGCACUACUACCCAGCUGGCUUCGAAAGCAAGAUGCACAAAGCUGGUCACUUCAGCAUCAUGGUGCAGAGGCCUAAAAACAGCAUCCUCCGUGCGCGCGUCCACAUAGCUGGUGUGAUGAGGGAGCGGCUCUUCACGAGUGCACAUGGCUGUUUUGAGGGGUGGAUCAAUUUUGCAUCUCGAGAAGUCUUGCCGAACUGUGAAACGCAGCAGCUCUGCUUGGAGGGGGAAGAAAUGGGCAGCUUACAUGGACGCCUCGAGCCGGAUGUACCGGAGGAGAUCUCGUGCCCGAAGGCGAGGCUGCACAAAGCCAGCGAUUGGAGCAGCCGACGUUUAGAGGUCCAGUGCUUCGGUGUGGUGCGACACGCCAGCCGUGCUGAUACCAUUGGUGCAACCUGGAAAGGGAGGGCGUGGGUCCAAAGCAGCGACUUUGAAAAGCACCCACUCGACCCGCCAUUGUCGGAUUCUGGUCGUGCUGAAGCGACCGAUGUUGCUGAGCGCAUUGCCAAGUUCGUGGAAUCCAAACCAGGAAGUCAAAUACAGGUGGUGGUGACUUCUCCGUACUUGCGCUGUGUGGAGACAGCUGCUGCCAUUUGUUCGACUUUGGGCAACCGGACCCGGCUGAUGGUCGAUUUGGGUCUCGGUGAAGUCUAUGGCCCGGAGAUCUUCGGAGAGGAGCCUGGCCGCAUCAUUCGGAGCAGCUGCGAGGUUGAAGAACAUCUCAAGGGUUUGUCACCGAGCUCUCCUGUGCCUGUGUCCACGGUAGGGGUUUGGCCAAACUGGCCUGAGACAUUGGCAAUGGCUCGUCGUCGCUUUGCAGAACGGCUUUUGGUCUAUAUCAGUCGUGGAGCAAAGGCACGUCGGAAUUUUCUUUUGGUCUCCCAUGCGGAUUGUGUUGCAUCAUGCUUAGCUUUGAUGCCACACGGCCGGGUAGUGGAAAGCGUCGACUACGGCGCAUCGAUGCUGGCUUGGCGAACGCCCUUACCGGCACUGCUCACUUCACCCAGGACCGCCAAGCGGAUCCCUGAACCUAGUUGCUUGCGCCGCUCACCCUCUGGGCAACGCGCCUGGUGGGGUGAAGAUGGUGCCGAAAGCUGCGAAGCCGCGACCUGGCAUCGAUCAGACCCUGAGGAGCUGCUGUCACUAUGCCGCACUGCUUGGCAGAUCGAGACAUCCAACGUGACACUCGGGCAUCAGUGGUGUGGCCAGGACCAUGCCAUCAAUUGUGCCAGGGCAGCGUUGAGGAACAGCGAUGCCUCGGUGCAGGAAGUCGACCACCUCUUAGGGCUUUUGUCCUCAGAGCUUCUGAAGCACAGCCCUGAGUCACCAAAGCUGCGAAGAAAAGACAGCCGGCUGAGCUGCAUGUCCUAUGAAACGCACCUUUUUGGAUGCAGCGAGAAAAGCUUACUAGAGAUUGAUUCCAUCAGAGAAUCAAACCGCCCAGUGCUCCACUGCAGCAUCAUCCCUUCACCAAUAUGUGAAGGGAGCCAUGUCUCCUGGGACCUGCGAGAUGCUUUAGGCCGUAUGCCAUAUGCAAUGGGUGUGCCCUUCGUGGAAGAAGCAAGGGUCCAGUCCCACGAGAGCUCGGCAGUUCAUUUGCGCCUAACCUUUUUUCCUGGCGGGCAUACUGCUGCGCCGAAGAACCAUGUUUCCUUGUGGGUUUUCCCGCUUCAAGGUUUGGAGGACCGCAGCUAUGUUUGCUCAGUGGAUGGGAGCCGCUCCCAGCGUGCAUCUGGAGAAGCUGUCUUGCACUUCCCCAGGAUUGAGGUCUUUGGAGAGAUCACGCUUUCGAUUUGCCCUCUUUCCAUAUCUAUAUCGAAAGAGAAGGCAGCGGAUGAGGAGUGA